CGAAUCACUAGUGGCCCUGUCCAAAACUUAGUGGGCCCACAAACAACCCAGAUAGGCAUCAAGUGGUACCUACACAAUAAACCUGAGUGGAACCCACAUAAGAAAACCCAGCCCCACAACUCGUAAAUUCAAAGGUUAAAAAGGUGUCUCUCUUUCUGUGGGGUCAAUAGAAUCCCCAUAGCCCCACUGCCUGGACUUUUAUCCGACGGCCACCACCUUCUCCUCUUUCUUUCUACUAUAAAACCCUAAAUCCUCUGCCAACAAAUCCAUAUUUUUUUCUGCUUUCAACUCUCAAAUGGACUCUCAAAUCGUCCUUCAUAGUUUACCCACCUCAAAUCACUCCCAGGAAACCCCAAACCUCAACUCAAUAGUUCCCACCACCGAUUCCCAGCCAAAGACCACCCAACACGCUCGAAAAUCCUCCAUCUCCAUCUCCAAAGACCGCCACACUAAAGUCAAUGGCAGGGGCAGGCGGGUUCGGAUGCCUGCUCUUUGUGCUGCUCGGAUCUUCCAGUUGACCCGAGAACUCGGCCACCGUUCUGAUGGUGAGACCAUAGAGUGGCUUCUCCGUCAAGCUGAGCCUUCCAUCAUAGCUGCUACCGGCACCGGUACUGUCCCUGCAGAACCCGUUUCCACCACUGCUGGUCCUACCCCGAUUUCCGUCUCUCCGCCCUCCAUUUCCUGUAAGGUUCAACCCGUGGGAAGCAGUACGGGGCAAGGGAUGUUCACGCUGGCUCCAUCUAGGCUAGACUUGGAGUAUCGGCACAUGCCGUUUACUGCAUUGUUGCUGCAGCCGGCAGCUAUGGUUGCGGCGGAGGCUGGUGAAAGGCGGCAGCAGGAGGAGAAUCAGGAGGUACUUGGAGAGAACGAGAACAAUACUCAUCAGCAGAAGAUAUAGGAAAUGGAAUGGAUUGGGUGGGUGUAGCCAUUUGCAUAUCAAAAAUAAUACUAUUUAUAUAUAAUAGGUGUAGUGUUGUUUUUGGAUGGUGGGUCAUAGUGUUUUUUUUUUUUUAAUCAAAUGUCUUCUUCUUUUUUCUUCUUUUGGGGUGAUUAGGUUGGAAGUGAAGGAGCUUGUUAGGAAUGGAAGAACAAAUUGAUGUGUAUGAAUCCUAUUUUUGGCCUGGAAUUUGUGGUGUAGGUUACCCUAAAUGGGGACCAUGGUGAAGUUAAAAUUGGACCCACCAUUAAUGAAUGUUAUUGAGAUGA
Hevea brasiliensis (rubber tree) is the source of this 1206-nucleotide messenger RNA. Its product is annotated as transcription factor TCP11-like. Gene Ontology annotation, molecular function: sequence-specific DNA binding; DNA-binding transcription factor activity. The record is from RefSeq and is a predicted model, not a curated record. Bases 296 to 898 code for a protein of 200 amino acids. The transcript has a single exon. NCBI's taxonomy places the organism in Eukaryota, Viridiplantae, Streptophyta, Magnoliopsida, Malpighiales, Euphorbiaceae. Gene Ontology annotation, cellular component: nucleus.